ACUGGCUGUGGGUAAUGAUACAAGGUUUGGGGGAUCUCUCUUACUGGCCCAGGGAUCCAAGACAUUCUGUGCAAAACCUGGCCAGCAGCCCGAGUGAGUAGGAGCCAUGUGACUCUGGUGAGUUGGAGUGUGCAAUUGCCUCCUGCUUCAGAGCUACCUGAUCCGAAUACUAAGCAGAACGAGUGCCGGGCUGAGUGUAAGACACCGAAGACACUGCAGAACAAGGUGCUUAUUCCGGAGGAAGCAUCACAGAACAUGGAGAUUAAGGAUCAGGGAGCCCAAAUGGAGCCGCUGCUGCCUACGAGAAAUGAUGAAGAAGCAGUUGUGGAUAGAGGUGGAACUCGUUCAAUUCUCAAAACACAUUUUGAGAAAGAAGAUUUAGAAGGUCAUCGAACACUCUUUAUUGGAGUUCAUGUGCCCCUGGGGGGGAGAAAAAGCCAUCGGCGUCACAGGCAUCGUGGUCAUAAACACAGAAAGAGAGACAGGGAAAGAGAUUCAGGACUGGAAGAUGGAAGGGAGUCACCUUCUUUUGAUACCCCAUCACAGAGGGUUCAGUUUAUUCUUGGAACUGAAGAUGAUGAUGAGGAACACAUUCCCCAUGACCUUUUCACAGAACUGGAUGAGAUUUGCUGGCGUGAAGGGGAGGAUGCAGAGUGGAGAGAAACAGCCAGGUGGUUGAAGUUUGAAGAAGAUGUGGAAGAUGGGGGAGAACGGUGGAGCAAGCCCUAUGUGGCUACACUUUCCUUGCACAGCUUGUUUGAGUUGAGAAGUUGUGUUCUGAAUGGAACUGUGCUGCUGGACAUGCAUGCCAACACUUUAGAAGAAAUUGCAGAUAUGGUCCUUGACCAGCAAGUGAGCUCAGGACAACUGAACGAGGAUAUACGCCACAGGGUCCAUGAGGCACUGAUGAAACAACAUCACCACCAGAAUCAGAAAAAACUUACCAAUAGGAUUCCCAUUGUUCGGUCUUUUGCUGAUAUUGGCAAGAAACAAUCAGAACCAAAUUCUAUGGAUAAAAAUGCAGGUCAGGUUGUUUCUCCGCAGUCUGCUCCAGCCUGUGUUGAAAAUAAAAAUGAUGUUAGCAGAGAAAACAGCACUGUUGACUUUAGCAAGGGACUGGGAGGCCAACAAAAGGGGCAUACUAGUCCAUGUGGGAUGAAACAAAGACAUGAAAAAGGACCUUCACACCAGCAAGAGAGAGAGGUUGAUCUGCAUUUUAUGAAAAAGAUUCCUCCAGGUGCUGAAGCUUCAAACAUCAUGGUUGGAGAAUUAGAGUUCUUGGACAGAACUGUGGUUGCCUUUGUUAGAUUGUCUCCGGCUGUCUUGCUCCAAGGUCUAGCUGAAGUCCCAAUCCCAAGCAGAUUUUUGUUCAUUCUUCUGGGACCUCUGGGAAAGGGUCAACAGUACCAUGAGAUUGGCAGAUCAAUUGCAACUCUAAUGACAGAUGAGGUAUUUCAUGAUGUUGCUUACAAAGCAAAAGAUCGUAAUGACUUGGUAUCAGGAAUUGAUGAAUUUCUGGAUCAGGUUACUGUUCUCCCUCCUGGAGAAUGGGACCCAAGUAUCCGAAUAGAACCUCCUAAAAAUGUUCCUUCCCAGGAGAAAAGAAAGAUUCCUGCUGUACCAAAUGGAACAGCAGCUCAUGGGGAAGCAGAACCACAUGGGGGACACAGUGGACCUGAGCUCCAGCGUACAGGAAGGAUUUUUGGGGGACUUAUUUUAGAUAUCAAAAGGAAAGCUCCAUUCUUCUGGAGUGACUUCAGAGAUGCUUUCAGCCUGCAGUGCUUAGCAUCUUUCCUGUUUCUCUACUGUGCAUGCAUGUCUCCUGUCAUCACAUUUGGAGGACUGCUGGGAGAAGCAACUGAAGGUCGUAUAAGUGCAAUUGAAUCCCUUUUUGGAGCAUCAAUGACUGGAAUAGCCUAUUCUCUUUUUGGUGGACAGCCUCUUACCAUAUUAGGUAGUACUGGACCCGUCUUGGUGUUUGAAAAGAUUUUGUUUAAAUUUUGCAAAGAAUAUGGGCUGUCAUACCUGUCUCUACGAGCUAGUAUUGGGCUUUGGACUGCAACUCUAUGUAUCAUACUUGUAGCCACUGAUGCAAGUUCCCUCGUCUGCUAUAUCACUCGGUUUACUGAGGAAGCUUUUGCUUCUCUUAUCUGCAUCAUUUUCAUUUAUGAGGCUCUUGAAAAAUUGUUUGAACUCGGUGAAGCAUAUCCAAUCAAUAUGCAUAAUGAUUUGGAACUGCUGACACAAUACUCAUGUAACUGUGUAGAGCCACAUGAUCUCAACAAUGAUACACUGAAAGAAUGGAGGGAGUCCAAUAUUUCUGUCUCUGACAUAAUUUGGGAGAAUCUAACAGUAUCAGAAUGCAGAUCCCUGCAUGGGGAGUAUGUUGGGCGAGCCUGUGGCCAUGGCCACCCCUAUGUCCCAGAUGUUCUCUUUUGGUCCGUGAUCCUGUUUUUUUCCACAGUUACCAUGUCAGCCACCUUGAAGCAGUUCAAGACUAGCCGGUAUUUUCCAACCAAGGUUCGGUCCAUAGUGAGUGAUUUUGCUGUCUUUCUUACAAUCCUGUGUAUGGUUUUAAUUGACUAUGCCAUUGGGAUCCCAUCACCAAAACUACAAGUACCAAGUGUUUUCAAGCCUACCAGAGAUGAUCGUGGCUGGUUUGUUACACCAUUAGGUCCAAAUCCCUGGUGGACAGUGCUAGCUGCUAUUAUCCCAGCUUUGCUUUGUACUAUUCUCAUUUUCAUGGACCAACAGAUUACAGCUGUCAUCAUCAACAGAAAAGAGCAUAAGCUAAAGAAAGGUUGUGGGUACCAUCUAGAUCUGUUAAUGGUGGCCAUUAUGCUUGGGGUGUGCUCCAUCAUGGGCCUGCCAUGGUUUGUGGCUGCCACAGUCCUCUCCAUCACUCAUGUCAACAGCCUGAAACUGGAAUCUGAAUGCUCAGCUCCAGGAGAACAACCCAAAUUUCUCGGCAUUAGGGAACAAAGGGUUACUGGGCUUAUGAUUUUUAUUCUUAUGGGUUCAUCAGUCUUUAUGACCAGCAUUCUGAAGUUUAUCCCCAUGCCAGUGUUAUAUGGAGUGUUUCUUUAUAUGGGUGCUUCAUCUCUAAAGGGAAUUCAGUUAUUUGAUAGAAUAAAGCUCUUCUGGAUGCCGGCAAAACAUCAACCAGAUUUUAUAUAUCUAAGGCACGUACCUCUCCGAAAAGUCCAUCUCUUCACGGUUAUUCAGAUGAGUUGCCUUGGCCUUUUGUGGAUAAUUAAAGUUUCAAGAGCUGCUAUCGUCUUUCCUAUGAUGGUCUUAGCCCUGGUAUUUGUAAGAAAAUUGAUGGACUUUCUAUUUACCAAGCGGGAACUCAGCUGGUUGGAUGAUUUGAUGCCGGAGAGUAAGAAAAAGAAACUAGAAGAUGCUGAAAAAGAAGAAGAACAAAGCAUGCUAGCUAUGGAAGAUGAGGGCACAGUACAACUCCCACUGGAAGGGCACUACAGAGAUGAUCCAUCUGUGAUCAAUAUUUCUGAUGAAAUGUCAAAGACUGCCUUGUGGAGGAAUCUGCUGAUUACUGCUGACAACUCAAAAGAAAAGGAGUCAAGCUUUCCUUCUAAAAGCUCCCCUUCCUAAUCAGUCUAGAAGCUGAUUCCCAAAAGUACUGAAAGCCGAAAAGAGAAGAAAGCUGACUCAGGGAAAGGUGUUGACAGGGAGACUUGUCUAUGACUUGAUCUUCAAUUUAUUUUUACAUAUAUAUGACAAGAGUGUCACAAUUAUUAAUAAAACAGCUUUGAACAUGUAUUGUAAAUUCUGUUUCUCAUCCAAAAUCUACCUUCAUACUGUAAGUAGUGUAAUUCAUGUUUCAUUUCUGUGUUUAACUUUCUCAGCAGUGAGAUACUUUGUGAGCAGAUACAAUAGCUAAUGCAAGAAUUCACAGUUACUGUUGUCUGUUAGAUAAUUGUAAACAUGGGAUUCUUGUCAUCAUAUUUAUGAGAGCAAUAGGUUUCUUCAAGAGAUAAGUCAUAUUUACCAUAUGUACCUACUUGGCAUUUUCCUACUAUGGUGACCUGAAGAUGCCUGGUAAUUUCAUUAAGAAGAAUUUUGAAAGGUAGUCUUACUUUUUAUUUUAUAGCUUAACAUUUGUGGUUUCUUUCAAAUGACCCAAAUCAAAAAGUUAGUUUGAAAGCAUUUUUAAUAAUUGUAUUUAUGCAUUUACUUGAUUUAAUAUGAUACAUUUAAUACUUGAGAAUUUAUAUAUUAUUGGAACUUAACAUCAUUUAAAAAUAGAGACCUAUUCAUACCUUGUUAUAAUGAAUCACAACACAAAGAGUCAAACAUUAUUUGCUUAAAAUUCAAGUUGUAACUUCAUGAUAUAAUACUAGCAUUGUAUGAAAUGCUCUAGAAAAAAACUUUGUGACAGUUUUGUGGGAUUUUCAAUUUAAAUCUUUAUCUGAAAUGUGCUGCUGAAUUUCUUUCCUGUUCAUUGAUAACAAUUGUUUUCCAGAUAUACCUAUAUACAUAGAUACUUGUGGAAUACCACAUAUUAAAUCAUUAUACAUGAAAUUCCACUUCUGUACAGUUACUCUGCUGCUAAUGGUCAUAUACUGCUUAGUACCAGUCCUGAAUCAUGUUCUCAUGUUAGAAGAACACAGGUUUCCAGUAGUCUUUUUUUUUUUUUUCAAAGCUCUUUUCCUUAUUUUACCUAAGUGCAUGUUGUGAAAAACCAACCUUUUAAAUAAAAAUUUCAAAAUCUUUGAGAAGGUUAUGUAGAUAUUCCAGCUCAUAUGAAAUAAUACAUUCAUAAGCUUAUUCAGAGGAAGGGAAGUUAAAGAUUUUUGUGCAUUGCUAGCACUAGAAUCAUUUCAUUUUAGAUGAAUGUGAAUUUUAAAUAAACUAAAUCUCAUAGUGUUCUUGGUACCUAAGAAUGAUCAGUGAUAAUCAAUCAACUUUGUAAACUUUCAAUGUCUAGUUUAUAAUAACUCAGAGCCCUGUGGCUUUUAUGAACUAUGAGUUAUCUACUCAAUGUAAAUGCACAUGGAAAAUCCCCUGUGUUCCUAAUGAAUGAAGGAGGCAAACCAACAAAGCCUCCAUUAACUGUAACAUUUUGAUAUCACUUAAGGAGCCAUUUUUAUGGAAUAAUAUAAGCCAAAAACAUUAUAUGAAGAAUUUGCAGUUAAUAAAGUUUUUUUAUUUCUAAGUGGCAAAGAAAAAAACAAAUUUUUUUCUGCUCCAGAUGUAUUGCCUUGUGUAUGUUAAUACUGAUCCUCCAUAUAAACAUUGUCACAGUUUCAUGAUUUAACAAGCCAGUCAGUCCCCAAAGCAGUUUCUUAGUAUUGUAACAUAUUAAUACCUGUUCUGUUAAAAAUGGUCACAGUGAAUCGAGAUCUUCACCUGAUCACUGAUUUGAAUAAGCAUUCAUUCAAUGAAAUUCUGUAUUUCUGAGUAUUUUUAUAGUAAUUUUGUUCUUUUGUGAAUUUUAAUGCUAUCCCUAUGUUAAUUUGAUAUUUUGAAAUCACAUAAAGUAUAAGAAAAUGUAGUAUUAUAUAUUUACUUAUAAUUUCAGA
This is a messenger RNA of Jaculus jaculus (lesser Egyptian jerboa), 5543 nucleotides long. RefSeq names its product solute carrier family 4 member 10 (gene Slc4a10). The coding region runs from base 256 to 3612 and encodes 1118 amino acids. Gene Ontology annotation, cellular component: plasma membrane; basolateral plasma membrane. The record is from RefSeq and is a predicted model, not a curated record. NCBI's taxonomy places the organism in Eukaryota, Metazoa, Chordata, Mammalia, Rodentia, Dipodidae. Gene Ontology annotation, biological process: monoatomic anion transport; bicarbonate transport; regulation of intracellular pH. Gene Ontology annotation, molecular function: solute:inorganic anion antiporter activity; sodium:bicarbonate symporter activity; monoatomic anion transmembrane transporter activity. The transcript has 27 exons.